CCUCCGCUCCUGGAGUUUUGAGCUGCCAUGGUAACGAUUCUGCGUUAGGCAGUUGUGAAGACGUUAUGCUAAACGUAUAUUAUGUCGAUGGCUAAAACUAGGCCGGUGUUGAUGAAAGGUUACUAACGAUUACCUUUACUUAAACGCAAAAUGGACGCUUUAGUAGACUGCCAAAUAGAAGACGAAUCAGAGAGAGAUCGCCUUCGGGCAAAACCCACCUGCUUCGUCGUUUUUGGAAAACCAGGUGUUGGUAAAUCCACCUUAGCCAAAAUGAUAGCAACGUCUUGGCACUGUGUUCUUAUUGACGAUACUGACCUGCUCCAGACACACAUUAAGGACAAGACUAAGGAAGGAACACAGAUCCUGAACAUGUUAUCGGAGGGGGAACGUAUACCCGAAGAUUUAGUCCUGCAGCUGGUGCUUGCCAGACUCAACUCACCUGAUGUUCAGCAUUAUGGUUAUGUUCUGAGUUGGCUUCCUUUUUCCGAGGAAUGUAAGAAGAUCCCUGAUCUGACUGAAUUGAUGGAAAACCUCAAACCAGCACCAGAUUUCAUCUUUUAUAUCAAGUGUCCAGACAACGACCUUAUCAAAAGACUGUCGAGUCUGAAGCAGCACCCAGUGACGGGGCAUCUGUACAGCAGGGAUCACUGGGAUCGUGAAGAAGAGUUCAUUGUAAAGAAGGGAAAUGCAAACCAGUUGGUGGAUGAUGAGGAGGAACAGGAAUUUGAGGAGGCGGAGCUUCUAAAGACUGGAAUGAAUGAUAUUGACCAGUUGGUGUGGAUGCCCAAAAAUCUGCCCAGAGAGGCUUUAACUAGAAUUAACAAGUACAAGGAAACACUUCUAAGACCAUUGGAGGACUACGUGAAAAAGCAAAAGCAUCUGUACGUGUUGCAUCUCGAUGGAAACAAAACACCUGAAGAGCUCCAUCUGGCUGUGAUGACCCUGCUUGAAUCUAUGGCUAUAAAGCGUGUCCCUGUUCCAGUGCUGCUCUACAACAACGAGAUGGAUGAAAUGCAGUCAGGGAGCAAUGACCAGCAGGAACAUCUUCUGAAAACGAUGUGUUCUUCCAGGACAGUGGCCCCUGGCUUUCUCUGGAGAAGGAGCCGCUGGGGUCAAACGUGUCCUGUGGCGCUUAAGGAGGGCAAGAAUAUUCCUGGCGACAUAGAAUUUUCUGUAGGUUUCCAGGACAAGCUGUACAUCCUUUCAUCUCAGGAGGCCUACAUGAAGUUUGUCACAAACCCCAGAUGCUACUUACUACCGCCUAUGCCCCGAAACGUCUGCAAAGUGUCCAUCAUUGGACCUCCUCAGUCUGGGAAGAGCACCAUGUGUAGGCUUCUAGCUCAGCACGUUGGUGCUGUGGUAGUGAACGUGGAGGAGCUGUUUGCCAAGGCUCGACAGGAAAUGCUUGCAAAAGUCAAAGAGGAGACAGUGCAGGCUGCCAUAGAGAAAAUCAAAAAGGCCGUGAAUGAGGAUGUGACAGAGGAUCAUCCAGACGUGGAGGCCAUGGUGUUCUAUGCCAUGGAGAAAGUCAAACGGAGCUCCUCUUUCUUUGAUCUGCUUGCUGAUGUGUUGAAGAAACGCGUAAAAGAGAUAGAGGAGGUGGACUCUGAUGCUGAGGCCAAGACUGGAUGGGUGUUUGACAACUUCCCCAACAACCCUUCCCACGUUGAAAUGUUACGGGACGCUGACAUAAUGCCAGAUGUAGUCUUCAUUCUCAGAGACGAAGGAAAUCAAGGCGUCCCCGAGAUGAAGGAGUUUAAGUUGCGGAUUGAGAACAAGUGGACUCGGAUGGAGCAGGCUCUACCGGACAAUCACUGCAUUUUAGAGAUUGAGAGCAAAAGCCCUGAGAACUUGCUACAAGAGAUGAUCCAACAGAUGGAAAAACCCUUUAGGUACGUGGCCAGAAUGUUGUCUGAUACUGACCCGCAGGAGUAUGAGGAUGCCGAGGCUGAAGAGCACAGUGACGAUGAUGCCGAAUUGAAAGAUGAAGAUGAAAGAGGCAUCCAAACAACCAAAAGAUUAUUAGGUGAUACCAAGCAUUUCUGCCCUGUUGCUUUAAAACAUCACAACGUCCUGCAGCCUUGUAUGGAUAUGUACCCCACUGUGUACCGCGAGAGGACUUUCUACUUUUCUGACAGUACAGCCAGACGUUCCUUCAUUCAAAAGCCUGAGCUGUUCACUGCACAGACUGAGCCUCUUCAGCCUCCUGCCGUACGAGUCCUCUUACUGGGAGUCAGAGGCUCAGAGAAGUCCGCUCAUGGUGAAUGCGUCGCACAUGAGCUGGGGCUGUUCUAUAUAAAUUUCAGACAACUGCUCCAAAACCUGAUCAUAGCCAAGACAAAGAAACAAAUUACUUAUUCUGAUGAGGAAAUGCUGAUAGAGAAGAGAUGUGAGUUCCUGGAAGCCUCUAUGAAGAGAUCUAAGAAGGGAGACCAGAAAGAGAUGGAAAACUGUUCAGACUUUCAGCCGGAGACGGUGAUGACUGGAGCUGAACUGGCUAUCAAAGCCCACUUAUCUGAUGGAGCGCCACUGAGUUCCAAGGUCUUGCAAACGAUCGUCACACCUUUCUGGAAACAAGAGCCUUUCAUGUCAACAGGCUUCAUUUUGGAUGGCUUCCCUCAUGAUAUCAACCAAGCAAAGUUCAUGUUGGAAAAACACCUUUACCCUGAUGUUGUCGCAGUCAUGGAAACUGAUGUUACAGCUGUCCAAAAGCACUUGCUUCCAAUCGACCUGGAGAAAUGGCGUAUGGAACAUCUUAGAUAUCAGAAUCUCAGGCAUGAGGCAAAAAUGACUCAGAAAAUGAAAAUCUCCAAGAGAGCUGAACUCAGAGAAGGGCAAGAACAACACCAAGCCAGGGUACAGUUUAGAGGACGAGAAGAGGAGGAAGAUUCUAGUGAAGAAGAUGAAGGUUUAGAUGACACAGAAGAAUCUUCCUCUGAAGAGGAAGAAGAGAUGGCAGAUAUGGAAGGCGAUGAUGUAAAGAGGGAGCUGGAGAUGAAAAUAGAGAAGCGUUUUGAAACAGAUGAAACCAACAUUGCUGGCGUGACGCAACUUCUCAGGGGAUAUAAAGUACCCACAUUGAAAAUCAGUGCAUCAAUCCAGCACGAGACUCCUCAGCAUCUCCUACUCCGAGGCAUCCAGCCUCUGCUGGUAAACAGAGAAUCACUCUUCCAAACGUGUCAACCCAUCUCAGUCAGCCUUGCGCACAAGCUGCUGCUCUCCUGCUAUAAGAAUCACAGUGCCUUUGGCUUCUGGGACCCCAUCCAGCUGUACAAAACCAGAGAUGCGGCUGUGCUUCCGCAAUGGCCUCUCAACACAACAUACCCCCUCAUCCACAAUCAGUUCAUCUAUUUCUUUGCAUCCAAAGAAAACCUCGAUGAAUUUAUGCUCAACCCUUUAAAAUACCUUCGGCAGCCUGUGCCCCCUCCAGCGUUGCCAAUAAAAAUAGCUGUCCUCGGGCCUCCUAAAUCUGGAAAAACAACAGUGGCAGAGACAUUCGCUCAAAAGUAUGGCUUGGUUCAUCUGUCCAUCGGUAGCGCCAUGCAUAUGGUGCUCAACGAUCAGGGUCACACUGAGCUAGCGGUUCAGAUAGGAGGCUACCUCUCGCAGGGUCGUGCUGUACCUGAUGAACUGGCCAUUCAGUGUCUGAAGGUGGCACUGCUAAAUCCAGUCUGCAGCUUGCGAGGGUAUGUUCUGGAUGGCUUUCCAGUUACCCUUAGCCAGGCUAAAUUAAUGGAGUCUGAGAGCAUCAUCCCUUUGAUUGUAGUAGAGCUUGAGCUUGAUGAGGUGGAGGUGAACAAAAGACGCCUUGAAGACAGUGCGAUGCCCAAACAACCUCACCCGAAGAAUGACGGCUCUGAAAUCCUCCACAACUCCUUUGACUAUUUCAAGGAGGAGGUGGAACACGUGAGGCGCUACUACCAAGAGCAGCAUCAGAACUGGUUCAUCUUUAAUGGCUCGAAGAACAAAUGGUGGAUCUUUACUAACAUUUUGAAGGAAGUCUGCAUCAGCGUGAAACACAUGCAGUCUUACACAGAAAGGACACAAAGUGGGCGAGCUGCCUGCAUCAGCAGGUUGUGCAUCACACCCAAACAGCUGGCCUGUCAGCUGGGAGAGUUUGGCCAGUACUGUCCUGUCUGUCUGGCUCUACAUCAGCACCUGGUUGACCUCUCAGACGAUACAGCCUUGACUCAUGCCGCAGAGUACAGGACACAUUAUUACAAGUUAUGUGACCAAAACCAUCUGCAGAAGUUCCUGUCGACUCCUGAUCAGUUCGUGGCGCCUAACUGCCCACACACCCUCCCACAACCCCACCUGCUGCCAAGAAAGCUAACCGAGGCUCAGGUGAAAGCCAAGUUCCCACAACAAGCCGAAAUGCAAGGCUUCUGCCCUGUUACUUAUAAGGAUGGAAAACAGAGAUACGAAGCUCUGGUUCAAGGAAGCUUGGAGUAUGCGGUGGAAUACAAAGAGCGAAUCUACAUUUGUGAGAGCAAACAGAAACAGGAUACAUUCAUGAGAAUUCCUGAAACCUACUGGGACCAGAAGCUUCCCGUUAAAGUCCCUCCUGUUUGUGAGCCUGUUUCCCUCACCUCCCUUCCAAAUAUGGGCUACUUGGAACAGGGAGUGGCACGGCCGCUGAUUAAGGCCAUGACAGCUGCUGGGAUCUUCAAACCCAAGUUCCCUUUCCUCAGCAUACAGAGAUCAGCUGAAAUCUAUGUCGCCUACCAUUUAAAGGCUUUUAAUCCAAAGAGUCCAGAACAUGUUCGGCAGAUGUACAAAAGGAAGCUUGCCUUGUUUGAGGAGGACUGCGCACUCAUCCCCUACCUGAGCUCAGAAAUGAGAGGGGCCUACAAGCCUCCAGGCGAACGCUCCAAAGAUUUUGAAGCCAAACUAAACAGAUUCCUGGCACUUGAAGCCCUAGGACCUCAAACCGACCUGUAGCUACGCUUGUUUUCCUUCCUUCUCGUAAAAUAUGCCAGCAUUUUUCAGAAGCUGGUAUAAUAUUUACAUUAAAAGUGUUGUUGUGACUUUAAUAAGUCAUUAGUUUGGAGCUGCAUAAAAUAUGUGUAAACGUGUAUGUUAUCAGAAAUAAAGGUUGAAGCAUUA
This is a messenger RNA of Nothobranchius furzeri (turquoise killifish), 5106 nucleotides long. RefSeq names its product adenylate kinase 9 (gene ak9). The record is from RefSeq and is a predicted model, not a curated record. Gene Ontology annotation, biological process: nucleobase-containing compound metabolic process. NCBI's taxonomy places the organism in Eukaryota, Metazoa, Chordata, Actinopteri, Cyprinodontiformes, Nothobranchiidae. Gene Ontology annotation, cellular component: mitochondrion; cytoplasm. Gene Ontology annotation, molecular function: ATP binding; nucleoside diphosphate kinase activity; AMP kinase activity.